CCUGAUCGGACCGACAUAUAGUACCAUAUUUGGUAACAAUAGGGUGCCGUCAGUGUCGAAUUCUUCAUAUCUACUUGGAAUGUCGCACGCAUCCACAGCACCUCGCCAGAACUAGCUUAGCAUCCCGACGAAAUUUGUUGCCACCCCCGAGAAAAUAAAUAUAGAAGUUAAUGCCAAAGUUUACGGUCCAUAACUCAGUGCAGAUCCAGUAGCCCAACCAGUAGAGAGCGUUCCAGUAGGGUUCGUUAGGAUCGGGUUGGCGGACCGUCGACUCGUAAAUGCGUUUCGGACAUGAGCAGAGGAGUCGCGACCAACUCAUUCUCGACGCUGUGUACGAUCAUCGCGCGGUGACAGAUAAAGACGCAUAAUGGCAGUCUCAACGAAGACCUUCCGAAUCAUUAGUCUGAUUGUGGGCGUGAUUUGCAUGACGUACGGCGGAUCUGGCUUUCUGUUCAGCGUCUACACGAAUGCUGUCAGGAAGAAAUACAAUUACACGCAAUUGGAGGUGGGGGUGAUGUCUGGUACUGCCAAUUUCGGAGCCGUAUCGAUCUUCCUUCCGGGUAUCUCCGUUGAAAAGCUUGGCGUCAGGCCCACGGCAGUAUUCACCAUCCUGUUAUCAUUAUCCGGCUACUUGUUGUUAUGGAGUGCAACGAAGAUGGUGGCAUUCUAUAAAUUUCAUUCCUGGCUUCAAGAUAUAUAUUUUUUCCUGGCAUAUCUCAGUGGUGUAUAUAGUUACGUUAUCGCCUUGGUCCCAAAUGUGGCAAACUUCCAGCCCAAGUACCGAGGCACGAUCGUUGGUCUUCUCGACGCUACGUUUAGCGCAGGAACGAGUAUCUUCGUCGCCAUCUACGGAAAAUGCUUCGUGAACUCUAACACCGACGAUGAAGAAAAUCAAGACAUUGGAGAUUUCUUCUUGACUCUUGCAAUACUUGGUGCUGUGACUAGCAGCUUGGGCUUCUGGUUUCUUGGCUACUACAAGGUGGAGGAUAUCUCACAAGAUUAUGUCGAUCUCGACGGCAAGGAAACGCCAGCGGAAGAAUUAAUUGCCAAAGAACCGGUUGCGGAUAUAACAACAUCGAAAACACUUUUGGUAGAUCAGCUUACUUGGUGUGACCUUAUCAAGGACGUCGACCUCCAGUUGCUAUUUUGGAUGUUUUUAUUGAUCAUUCCAGUAGUUGGAAUGUAUUUACAGAACGUCAGCGUUUAUCUGAAAUCAUUCCGAUUUCAAGAAUACAGUACUCUCUUCAACAUCUUGCUCCCAGUGUUUGCUGUUGUAGGAAAGUUUUUCGGCGGGGUGAUAUCAGAUUUAUUAGUCCACAUUAUCCCACGUACGGGUAUCUUACUUGUCAACCACUUGCUGUUACUCCUGAUGGUGUCCACUUGUAUUUUCCUGGCAGACAAUUACUAUGUCCUUCUCAUCACUACAGUGGUUGUUGGGCUAAAUUUCGGUUCAAUUAACACUCUAACGCCAACUCUCUUUGUGGACUACUUUGGACUAAAGUAUUUCCCCCGAACUUGGGGCGCAUGCGCUACACUGGGUGGUGUCGUGGCGCUUCUGUUACAGGGUUUGUUUGGUGUAUUAUACGACGCAGCCGCAACUAACCCGGGUGAGAAAUUUUGCUAUGGCACAAAGUGCUUCGAGUGGAGUUUUUUCGUGGCAGCCAUUUUGGUUUUAGGUGGCGUGAUUUGUAACGUCUGCUUGAUCAAAAGCCGAAGCAGAUAACGGAUUAACAGGGAAUGACAAAUUCCAUUGUGAAAUUCGAGGAAAUCUUAAUCAUCUAUGUUCGAAUGAAACCGCGCAAGGAAUCCUUCUGCUUACCGUACAUUUUAUAGCAUCAUGAUGUGAUGAUAACAAUUAUUCACACAAGAAGGAAACAUGUGUAGAGGACGGGUAGUUGGAGUAGAUGACAUUUACUUGUCACUGGCCUUUUGCUGUUGUUCCUUGUGUAUCCAUGAUAUGGUUAGGAGAUUUCCGCUUCGAAUCAUGGCCGCCAAUAACUAUCCAAGGUCAUUUUAGCAUCGUAGCCGAGUAUUAACGUUAGCUCAUGGCUCAAAUCCAUAAGUCGUUUUUUCUCUUCACGAAAAGUGCACCUUUUUGUGAAUGUUCUGAGAAGCAUA
Messenger RNA from Lineus longissimus, 2118 nucleotides. RefSeq lists its product as uncharacterized. Gene Ontology annotation, molecular function: transmembrane transporter activity. Gene Ontology annotation, biological process: transmembrane transport. Gene Ontology annotation, cellular component: membrane. The coding region runs from base 368 to 1723 and encodes 451 amino acids. The transcript is spliced from 4 exons. The record is from RefSeq and is a predicted model, not a curated record. NCBI's taxonomy places the organism in Eukaryota, Metazoa, Nemertea, Pilidiophora, Heteronemertea, Lineidae.